This is a messenger RNA of Hansenula anomala, 1479 nucleotides long. RefSeq lists its product as uncharacterized. Gene Ontology annotation, molecular function: oxidoreductase activity, acting on paired donors, with incorporation or reduction of molecular oxygen; monooxygenase activity. NCBI's taxonomy places the organism in Eukaryota, Fungi, Ascomycota, Saccharomycetes, Phaffomycetales, Wickerhamomycetaceae. Bases 1 to 1479 code for a protein of 492 amino acids. The record is from RefSeq and is a predicted model, not a curated record. The transcript has 3 exons.
AUGACAAGUGCAAAUAAAAGACAGAAAACCGCUAGAAAACCAUUGAUACUCAACUUCUUUGAGCAUGCAGGGCCAGCUCAGAUGUUUCCCGGUAUUUUUGCUCACCCAAAAGAUGAAUCAUCAACAUACAAGUCAAGAGCAUAUUGGAUCAAGUUGGCUAAAAUUGCUGAACGUGGGAAGAUCAAUGCCUUAUUUAUCGGUGAUACGUUAAGUCCAUAUGAUGUCUAUCAAGGUCCAGAAAGUGUUACAAGUACUGCAAUUGCUGGUGCACAGUAUCCAACAAAUGAACCAACGUCUGUUGUUCCCUUGAUGGCUGAAGUUACUGAAAAUUUAGGAUUUGGAUUAACAAUAAGUACUUUAGCUGAACCACCAUAUCAUCUAGCUAGAAGACUUGCAACUUUGGAUCAUCUUUCAGACGGUAGAAUUGGAUGGAAUGUUGUCACCACUUUCACAAAUAGUGCAGCUAGAAAUAAUUUGAAUGGUCAAGAUUUACCAAAAAGUGAAGAUAGGUAUGAUAGAGCACAUGAGUACGUUGACGUUAUAUAUGAGUUGUUAUUGUCAAGCUGGAGAGAUGAUGCUGUUUUAAAUGAUAAAGAGAGAAGAAUCUUUGCUGAUCCUGAUGCUAUAAGACAAGUUCAGUUCAAAGGAAAAUAUUUUAAUGUUCCAGGGUACCAAUUUACUGAACCUUCUCCUCAAAGGUUACCUGUCAUUAUUCAAGCAGGUGCAUCUGGAUCUGGUCAAAAGUUUGGUGCAAGAAUUGCUGAGCUAGUGUUCAUCAAUGAGGAAACGCCAGAGAAAUUGAAAGAGAAAAUUCAAGCCAUUAGAAAAAUUGCUAAAGAUGAGUAUGGUAGAGAUCCUGAACAUUUGAAGUUUAUUUCUUUAAUUAAUGUCUAUGUUGCAAAGACUUCAGAGGAAGCUAAAGAGAAGUUCAAAGACAUUACUUCAUAUGUUAGUAAAGAUGGAGUCCAAGUACUUUUUGGAGGUUGGACUGGUGUUGAUUUAAGUAAAUAUGAUUAUGAUGAAGACUUGAGACAAGUUGGUAAAAAUGAUCCUAGAUCACAUUUAAAAACCUUGUUAGGUGCUCCAAAUAAAGUUACUAGACGAGAUUUGAUUGAAAAAAUUUCAGGGAUUAAAUCAAACACUACAUUUGUGGGCUCCGUUGAAGAGGUUGCUGAUCAAAUUGAAGAUUUAGUGGACAGAUCUGGUAUUGAUGGUUUCAAUUUUGCCUAUAAUCUUUGGCCAGGAAGUUUUGAAGACAUUGUUGAUUUACUGAUUCCUGAGUUGAGAAGACGUGGCUUGGCUUGGGAUGAUUAUCCAGUAAAGGGUGGUACAUUUAGAGAGAAUAUCUAUGGUAUUAAAGGACAAACGUUUGUUCCUGAAGAUCAUGGUGCUUACAAGUACAAAUGGAAUGCUGGUAUUACAAAAGAGCAAUUUGAAAAAGAUUUGAAUGAAUCACAAACAGAACACUUCAAAAGUUGA